Messenger RNA from Aplysia californica (California sea hare), 4101 nucleotides. RefSeq lists its product as uncharacterized. The record is from RefSeq and is a predicted model, not a curated record. The transcript is spliced from 10 exons. The coding region runs from base 436 to 3066 and encodes 876 amino acids. NCBI's taxonomy places the organism in Eukaryota, Metazoa, Mollusca, Gastropoda, Aplysiida, Aplysiidae.
UCACGUGUGUUGACGGGAACCUCCAAAACGAAAGUGAAAUAAGCUGCAUUCUGCGCAUGCUCACAGAAAGUGACCUCGUUUUCGCUGUUCUUAUCCAAAACAAAGCAGGAGACCGGGGGUUGCACACCCAAACAGAUGCGCGGUGACGCGGCCCUACUCUAGAUCUAGAUCUAGAGCUGUAAACGUGGAACUAUUGCGCACCCAACCAGACAAUAUAUGUUGCACCAAACAGACACCUUGCGCACCAAACCAGACACACGUUACCAAACAAACACCACCGCAAAAUAUAGAAAUUUUUAACUGCUGUUACAGUAAUGCGCUACACCGUAUAGAGAGGAAGUUUUUCUAACUUCUGCUGAAAAAAUCAUGAAGAUCGACCUGUAACUUCCAGAGAUAUCCACAAAAGAUCGCUUACUGUAUAUAUGGCACCACAGGAUGUACUCUUGUAGACAAGGAGUAGAGUACUGGACUAGAGGCCCCUCUGUUCCUCUACGACAGACUGGCAGACUACGGCAGUGCUGUCCUAUAAUUCGUUGGCAAACCAGCAAAAGGACAUUUGUGCUGGAUGGAGUGGUUCACAAAACUACAAAUGACAAAGGAAAGGGGGUACCUUCCAAAACAGUCAAACCAACAAAACCACAAAGCAGCAAAGGUGUGAAAGGUGGUGUGAAUGAGUUUAUCCCUGAGGCAUCUGAUAGCCUGCGUAAGGAGAAGCAUGUGUCACCACAGGAAAAAGACCUAUCGUUAAGCAAAGGGCAGGUUGUGAGCAAUAGUCCCCGUCUUUCAGAGGCUGUUCUAUGUUUACAUCGUCUGAAUCACACCCCUGGUGAAUCAAUACAUGUUGAUGACCAUGUUGACAGUGUUGUGCGUCCAUCUGUCAUUAAGGCAGUGGAUAAUGAUGAUGUGGCAUGUAGCAGUUCACAAACUUUGAAAACCAGAUCAUGUUCUUCUGGAGAAAGUGACAAAAUUGAUGUGACACCCAAUGAGACUUUGUCACGAGACAAGGCCCUGGCAAAUGUUUCCCAGAACACAGAUUCUGAGGUGGAGAGAGCGAAAACACAUCAGAGUCCGUCUCAGAUUGUGGUUCAAAAUGGAAGUGUCAGUGAUGGCGACACUCCACACCACAUUGUGAAAGAUGGCGUAGAUGAGUCAGAUGCGUCCAGCUCAAGCACUGACAAAGAGAAUUCGGAGAGAAAGGGCAGACAUCGGAAAGACCAUCACAGUCAUGAGGUCCCUGGCAUCUCCCCUGCCAAAAAAGCUAAAUUGGAAAGUACUUCAGAGCAUCCUACAUCAUCUGAUGCAACACCUUUAGUCGAGGAACCUCACCAAGAUGACAGUGUCAAAAGUUCAAACAGACUGCGAAAACACUCUUCUUCUAAAUUGAAUAGGAAAUCUGAAGUGUUGACUAAAAAGUCCUGUAUGCCAAGCGCCAGUUUCAACGAAAGUGAUAGUACAGAAAGACCCCGUCGUCUCAGAGACAAAAGUUUGCUGUCUACACCAGAAUUUAUGUUGAAACAACGACAAUAUCCUGUAGAUUUUAGGUUUCCAAAACGUUCUCCUGAUGGUGUCUCUCACAGUCGAAAAACAUCCCCUCUGGCAGCUAGCUCCAGAACAACUCAUCGUGCUGAAAUUUCUGAUGCUCGCACAUCGAACUCAAUACGCAGAAAAGCACAGGCAGGCUCCAACUCCAAGAGCACUUCACAUCAUGAUAAAAAAGUGUCUCCAAAAUCUGGAAGAGUGAGUUCCUCUCACAAAAAAGAAUUCAUAAGCCCAGUCUCUCAAAAUAAUUCUCCAAAAAGUAAAAAAGAAUCAGCGAUGCUGAAUUCCAGUAAGAGAAAAGAUACCCUAAGCUGUGACUCUAGUGUAGGCAAAAAAAUGUCAAAACCAGGAAAACAAAAUUCCAGUAAAACUUUUGCAAAGGACCUAAGUUCUUCUCGGGAACGACCUAGUCGUCUCAGAAAUGUAAGUUUGCUGUCGACACCAGAGUCAAUGUUGAAGCAAAGACAAUAUCCCAUUGACUUCUGGUUCUCCAGCCAUUCUCCCCAACAAGGAGAUUCUUCUCUUCUGCAAACCUCCACCAAGGUUGCAAGUUCCAAAAUAACAAAAUGUGUUGAAAUGUCGAACACAAAAACUUUAAACUCUCAGCACAGUAAACAACGCCCAAACUCAAAGUCUCAGUCCCGCAUUUCGGCUCAGCGAACUUCUCAUCAAGGCAAAAAAGCGUUGUCAAAGUCAACUGCUGAGAAUGCCAGUCAAAGCUCGGCAGAGGCGAACUCCUCUCGGAAAACACAGCGAAAGCUUUCCAUUCCCCGCCGCAGUGCCAAUAAAAUCCUUCAAACAGACUGCGAGACAAAGAAGACAAGAAGAGGGAACAGACAGUUCGGACAGCAAGAUGAGUCUUCAGUGGAUAUGGCUUCAGAUGAAACCUUCAACAUUGUGAACCAGAGUCAGCAGUCAGCCUCUAGAACUCUCCAGAAGAAGUCCAAGAGUCCUCCCAAAGCAGCUCCUGUGGUCUCCAGCUCACAAAGAAAGCAUCACGUUUCCUUCAACGAGACCGUUGUUGGGAGUCAGAGGGCACUGCAGAGGAGGAACCUCACCAAAGUGUUGGAGGAAGUUUCUCAGAAACACACCCCCCCUCGGGGUUCCAAGAAAACAGGUGGUCAGACUGUCUGUUUGUGGCGAGAGGAAGGCCAGACGUGUGUGGGGACAGACUUGAGUCCGCUGGAUGUUAUCUUUGACUCUUUCCUGGAUCUGGAGCAUCAGUUGUGCGAAGCGGAAGAUGACCCUGUGGCUAGGAAACUGGUUCAGAAAGUCUUUAAAGGAGUGAAGCAGGCAGUGAAGCCUAUGAUUGUCAAAACUCAACUAAUAAAAGACAUGCAGAAAAGCUUGAAAAAGAAAAAAGCUCAAUGUGCCAAACUGAUGGGGGACCUUAAGGAACAGGAGCUGGUGAAAGCAAGGCUCCAGAGCCAGGUGUCGGAGCUGCGCGAGGGACAUGUGGACACACUGUUGAGCCGAUGGAUGACCGGCUACUCUGAGCUCAUGUCCACUUUUGACCACAGCACAUGAGGGUGGACGGGACAGAGCGUGUUGAUGAAGUUAUGCGAAUUGGGGCUCCAGACGAUUUGUGGACAGUGUGUGUCUCUUCUAGGCUACAGUAGUCUCUGCCUAAACGCACGCCAUACAAAAGCACGCUCCGCUCAAAUGCAUGCUUUUGUCGUAUGAUGAGGUUUUUACUAUAUAGUUCAGAUGUACGAACGCACGUUCGCUUCUUCUAAACGCUCUCUUCGAUCCGCGAAAACAAGUCGAGACAACCGGAUAUUCGGUAAAACUGCCCCCCCCACACAGAACAAAGAGAGGGAUGGACUGGGUUUUCACACCCAAUCUUCAGCAAACACAUAGGUCUAGGACUGGUCAAGUAGUAUUUUGGGGGACUGAAAUGAUUUUUGAUUGGUUACUCGAAAUGUGUCUUUGAGAGAAGUUUCCUGACUGAUAUUUGAAUGACUGCAAACGUAAUGUUGAGUUAGGCCUAUGAUGCGCAACACACGUUAAUGAUGUAGGACUCUGGGUAGGCCUCUACAGGGUUAAAGAUUAGGCUACGCUCAAAGUACUUUUAACAUACUUGUUCAACAAAUCCGAGAAAAGUUUCUCAAAAUGUCUGAUUCUGAUGUCUACCAUGAAUUAUUUAAGUUGCAAUAAAUGACAGGGAGUCGGGAGUCUUUUCUUGGAAAGCCGCAUGGCUGAGUGCUUGUCCAUACCCUUUGACUAUCACGAACAGUUUCCUUUUGUCUGUUCCUGACAUUUUAUAUUGCAUUUCAUGCUCUCCCCCCCCCUUGACCAACCCAUUCAACGCCUUUGUAUAUAUUACCGCUGUCAGGGAAUCCUUCACUAAACAGUCAUGUGUAAUCACAUUAUCGGCUAGUGACCCUCAGCCCCCCAAGGAGGUCACUAAAAUAUCAAGGCAAUGUGAUGGUUGCGUUCCUUCCUCUCUUUGCACAGGUUCAUGUAAACACACACUCCGUAUAAACCCAUGCUAAGGAGCCCUCCCGAACACCGUGCAUUUAGGGGGAGACUACUGUAUAUUAACUACAUGUGUGGACUUUU